AUGCGAGCCAUCUUGCCUGGCCGGCCCCAAUCAAAGCGGCAGGCUCUCAGCACUGCACAAUGGGAUGGCCUUCGUCUAGUGGCAUACAUCUCCGGAAAUGCGGCCGUCGUACUCAGCGGUCCUCAGACCAUCCUCCAAACCAUCUACGUCGACACGGUUGAUUCCUUAACCGCGAUCACUCUCGAGGAAACGACUGGUCGGAUAGCUUUAUGCGAUACUACACAUGUCUACAUUUACAGGCCGGUUGGUCGGGAAGAGGGUGUUCUCAGAUGGGUCCAAAUCCACGAGCUCAGAAACACGGCUGGACUUGAUGUGGCCUCGUUGUCCUGGGGUUCUCCGGAGGAGCUCCUGUUGGGCGGGUCCAGAUUGGUGCUUUGGUUUAUUCCCGAGACCAGUUCACCGACAAUCAUUUGGGAUCAGACCCUGGCGUAUCCGACGGCACUCGCCUACCUAUCCCGAGACAGCAGCCUAAUCGCCUCUGUUGGACCACAUGACCGGCUAGUCAAGAUCUGGAGGAGGCUCUCGUACGAAGUCGAUGGUACCAGAUUCGACGUCUCAUAUUUACCACACCCGGCGGCAGUCACCAACCUUCAUUGGCGAAAGCCAUGGCAUCUCGAACAGAAUCUGGACAACUUGCUGUAUACGUUUGGUUCCGACAACUAUGUCCGAGCAUGGACCACGUUCGACCCCCGUUCGCCAUCGGUUCUGCAACAGGUCGGGGCCAUCGACAUGAAUGCGUCGAUCCAACCUCGAAGGUUGAGCGUUAGUUCAAUGAGCACCAGACGAUUCGCCUUCAUUGUCGACAGUCGCGACUUUUCCAUUGCUACCGAAAAUGCCGUUCACGGAUCAAGUACCAGGACUGCCGAUCAUGCAUUGGAACAUCUCAUCGAGAUUGCAAAUCGGAGUCCUGAAAUAUGCAUUGUUCUUGAUGGACUUGGUCAUAUGUCGGUAUGGGGGUUGGAGAAUGCUGGAUACCGGAAUAGGAUUCCUCCAUCCGUGUUUCACAUCUCCCAUGUUGAUGGCAUGAAUAUCCAUGUCCCGCAAUUGAGCGACCCAUUGGAAGACUACGUCCAAUUUUGCGUCUUCGCUGGGGGUGUCACCCGUUCGUCCUUGUCUCUCCUUCUACACUCGUUCGCCGGCGACAUUGAUUGGUACGACAGCCAGAUCGCACAUCUCUUUGAUACCGCCAUAAGACACGAUCGGACACAACUGGUAUCUUCGCUGGCCGGCCACGGCGCUCCUAUCCAGAGAAUCGUACGGAAUGUCCUGGGCACCAUCAUAUUGUCCACAACCGAUGAAGGCCAGGCUAGUCUAUGGCAACAUGAAGGGAGCCACUCCACCGCACCGCUACUUCGGCGGAGUUCUCUUAUAGUGGGAGCCGACAUCAAGGAUGCGGUCAUUCUAUCUCGCGGAAGAUAUGCAUCCAUUCUGACUUCGAACGCCCUGGAGCUUUGGGAUGUUCGUGAAGCUAAGGCCCAAAAACUCGGCGUGCGACAGUUCGAAGCAAAUCGAAUACCGGAGCGCAUUACCCAAAGUCGGAUUGCCAGUGAACGAGCAUUGACGAGUCGUGUGAUCGUGGGCUACUAUCCAGACCAUACCACAGAAGCGUGGGAAUUGCUUCUCCCCGCCAAGGACGACGGCCGCCCCAGGAGAAGGGAUGGAUAUCCUGAAAUCAUACGAUCCUUAGGAUAUGUGCGAUUGCAUGUACAGAAUCGUCUCAACUCUUUGGUGGCGAUCUGUGACAAUAUGAGCACAAAUGAUCGACCGGCUGAUCCUCGCGAAAUCAAUGCACUGGGUUUCACCGCCGCGUUGGCAAAGAACGGCACGAUUGAGAUGGUCAAGUCACAGGAAGAGCCGGACUCGAACAAGCCACAUCUGACGUCAGGUGCGCUCCUCGAGACCAAUCUUCGAAAUCCAAAGGCGAUCGGUGCCAGCGGAUAUGGCAAGAUUGUUCUUGUUAACGACGAUAGCAGUAGUCUCAGUAUCUGGGAUGCCAAAACUGGUGCUUUCGAAUACGAGCAUGAUCUGGACGGAACCGACACCAUCAAAACAUUUGCCUGGGCGGUCUCGCCGCAAGGGUCUGCCUUGGUUGCCAUAUGCUUCGACUACCACGUCGUGGUUCUUUCUCACGUGAGAUAUAACUACCCCAAUCUCGAGAAUUCCUGGGUCGACCUCCGUCAUAUCCGAAUAAGAGAUUUCACCACCCACUCUAUCGGAGAUUUAUGUUGGCUUAGAAGCGGAGAUCUUGUGGUGGGAUCCGGUAUUCAAUUUUUCGUCUUCAAAGGCUAUGCCGAGAGUCAUCACAACCAAGAUGCGAGACCAUUGCGAGACGUUCGAAAGAAAAUUCAAAACGACUCCACUUUCGCUGUGAUGUCGAUGCUCAAUUCUCUGCUGCCGAUCUUCCAUCCGACAUUUCUGUGCUUGCUGACAUACUUGGGAGGCCUGAAGGCCAAUAAAGACAUUAUUCAUCGUUUACACCAUAAUUUGAAAUUCUUCAGUGAGGGAGACAACCUUUCGAGCUUCCUGGAUAUGCGCAUUGAAUCAAUCAUGCGAAGCGGGAUAUCGGAUCAAAGGAAGACGAAUCCAUAUUAUGACACCAACGGUACAGUCAACGGCGAGAUCGAGCAGGGGUCUAUUUCCAAUAUCGCCGAAAGCCUGGUUGAAAACUUGAAAAGGCACGAAUUAUGGCAACUUAACGGCGAGGAGCAAUCGGACUUGAUUAAGCAGGUCGAAGUCACGUCAGAACUGGAGAAACAAGAACGAUCAAUUGAUGCCAAUGCUCAACGCUAUCUUCAGGCGUUGUAUACUAGUAGUGAGAAAGAGGUCCCAUGGCGCGCCAUUGCUUUUGCGUCAUUGAGCACGUCUCAGGAUAUUCUUGUCGAUCUUGUCACGCGGUUUUAUGGCGGCAAACUUACUUGGGAAGCGGCGCGAAAGUCCGGAUUAUUCUGUUGGUUGUCUGACCUGGAGUCUCUUCGACUGCAAAUGGAGAACGUUGGUCGUACUGAGUUUACAAAGCACGAGGAACGCAAUCCUGUCGAUUGCUCCUUGUACUAUCUUGCACUCGGGAAGAAAACCAUUCUCCAAGGUCUAUGGAGGAUGACUAUGGGGGUUCGUGAGAAAGAAAACACCAUGAAACUGUUGGCAAACAAUUUCAAUGAACCAAGAUGGAAGUCGGCCGCCCUCAAGAAUGCCUACGCACUUAUCAGCAAGCGACGUUUUCAAUAUGCUGCCGCUUUCUUCUUGCUGGGGGACUGUAUAUGGGAUGCGGUCAACGUCUGCGUUCACCAACUGGAAGACCUGCAACUUGCAAUCGCCAUUGCUCGAGUAUAUGAAUCUGAACAAUGCCCAUCAGCACUAACGUGUCUGAUCGAAAAGAUAAUUCUGCCUCGUUCAGUGGAAAGCGAACAAGGGCGAUGGAUGGCUAGUUGGGCUUAUUCUCUGCUCGGCCAAAAAGAAAUGGCCAUCCAGGUCCUGGUACAACCUGUUCACAGGGUAAUAGGGAGGUCAUUGGACGACAUGGAAGGAAUGGUCAGAUCACUCAGCUACACGGCUAACGACCCCAUUCUUACCAUGCUUUACACUCAGCUACGGGCUUCACUGGUAAAACAGAACAAAUGGCGACAAAUCGUCAGCAGCAAAGAGGAGUGGAAUUUUGUUAUGCGAUGCGUGCGACAAUAUCUUCGAAUGGGUUGCGAUGUUCUCGCGUUAUCCUUAGUUAGGGACUGGGAAUUUGUUUCUGAAAGCGCAGAUCUUGCCCAGCGACAUGAACCUAACCCGGGCAUCCAGAGGCGUAAGACAUUUUUCGAUCUCGAAAAGGAAGAGGACGAAGAGAUGAUACUUAAGAUUCAGCCGGAGGACAAGAAACCUCUACCCACGCAGUUUGUGGAGCCAAGUGCGAAUAGUCUGUUGGACAGCUUCGGCUUUUGA
Rhinocladiella mackenziei CBS 650.93 is the source of this 3927-nucleotide messenger RNA. RefSeq lists its product as uncharacterized. The coding region runs from base 1 to 3927 and encodes 1308 amino acids. Gene Ontology annotation, biological process: vacuolar acidification. The record is from RefSeq and is a predicted model, not a curated record. Gene Ontology annotation, cellular component: RAVE complex. NCBI's taxonomy places the organism in Eukaryota, Fungi, Ascomycota, Eurotiomycetes, Chaetothyriales, Herpotrichiellaceae. The transcript is spliced from 2 exons. Gene Ontology annotation, molecular function: protein binding.